Gymnodraco acuticeps is the source of this 3236-nucleotide messenger RNA. RefSeq lists its product as uncharacterized. The record is from RefSeq and is a predicted model, not a curated record. The coding region runs from base 118 to 1626 and encodes 502 amino acids. Lineage: Eukaryota; Metazoa; Chordata; Actinopteri; Perciformes; Bathydraconidae. The transcript is spliced from 5 exons.
CAAGUCUGCCUGCCACGGACCACGGAGCUGUGUGCACAUGAGCGGAGGAUCACAUCUGUAGCACUGAGAUGACAGACAUGGAGCAAACAUGUAUACGCAGUGCCAUCACUUCCAGAGAUGACAAAGGAUAUUCUGGAAGAGACUUUACAAUCCCUUGGGGUGGAGACCGAUGAGGAUUUCCAGUUUGUUAAGGAAGCAGAUUUGCUGUCAGCUUUGAGGCCAAUUCAAGCCAGAAAAGUCCUUGCUGCUCGGAAGCUGAGAUGCCAGACUCCUGAAUCCAGCAGCUCAUCUGUUUGUGUCUCAGGCCCAGGACCUUCUGCAUCCUUGCCGUCCUAUUCACCCAGAAGUUCAUCCUCAACCUUUUCCAACAGCUGCAAAAGCCCUGAUAUAGACUGGAUGGAUAGCUUUGUGAUACCGUGGGAUAAGUUCCCAGAGGAACUGAUGCAGACACUGGAGAGAGGAAAACGACCUAGUCCACAAAUGAGAAGAGAGAUGGUACGGAUUCUGGUGUGUGAAAUGAAGCGAAAAAGUACUUGCUUAAGUAAAAUACACACUAUUGAAGUUGCAAAAAAGAUAGUGGCAAAGUAUCCUACGUCUCUUCAAGACAUAAUAGAGGGAGACGUGAUCGGGCCAGGGUAUCACUCUCUGGUCAAGCAAUUACAAAAUAGGAUAGAGAAUGUGAAGCCAUCCACGACCCCAAAAAUAAGAAAACGAAAGAAUCGCACAGACGAAGUCCCUCCAGAACAGAGAGCAGCAAUCCAGGACACUUAUGGGUGCAUUAAAUGGGAUUUAAAAUUCCUGCCCCUUGGGGAGACCGAAGAGAGCCAGCAGGAGAAAAAGGAAAAACUGAGGGUGAUGUCUAAGCAAACUGAUGCAAAUCCAGAGGAGGUCAAACUUCUAAUGAAGUCAACGUUCUACACGCAGCGUAAACAAGUCAACCAGGGGAAAAAUAUAAAAUCCCUCCUGCAAGAGUGGCCGUUUUGGUUCGACGACCUUGGCAUGGCAGUCCACUUCAAGGAACUCACAGGAAGUGAGCUUCAAGAAACUUUCACACGGAAUUUGGAUCUGAAGGGGAAACGACUCCUGAACUACAUGAAUACUGUUGCUGUGUACAAGAGCAAAAGGUUGCUACAGGCUGUAACCAAGUUUAAAGUGAUGAGAGGAGAGCUAAGUGGUUGUUCUGAAGACGUCAAAGACAUGGUGCUGCUUCUACUGUCCUACUUUGAUGAGAAGGAAGACACGAUGUUCUGUUAUGUGGAGGACACAUGCCUGGCAGAGGAAGUACAGAUGGACCAAGUUCAGUUGACUCCCACCAUUGUUGUGUGUGGACGAUCAUGCUAUUCUUCAAGGCGAUUCAUGCUGAGUGUGGAUCGAAACAUAGUACAGGACAACAUCCCCUCCUUGGUUUCUGCCCUGUCCGUGAUGUUUGGGAGCUACUAUUGCUUCAACAUCGCCUACCCGUCAGAGCUGGCAUCCACCCUGGAGUUUGUCCAGAGGUGUUUUUUCUCCAUCAACCCAGAGAAGGGCACCAAAGUGGAGAAGACACGCGCAUCCCGUCUUCAGGUGAACCCGAGAGUCCUCACCUUGAUACAGGAACUUUGGGACCAUGAGUGGCGUGAUGUCUGAAUAUGGACAGUAAGAUCAAUGGCAUGUGGCGAUGUGCCCAAGUUACAGUUUGUUUGAUUGUUUAAAUUGUAGAUACAAUUUGAAGUGCCUUUUUUUUAUGUUCUUUUAACUAAUUUAAAAAAAUGCAAUAUGUAACUCUCAAAAUGUCAAACUAUUCUUUUAAGGUCAUUGUAGCCACUCUUGCGGUUUGCUGUUACAAAGUGAAGUUGCUUAAACAAUCUUCAUGUGGAUGUAAAAGCUCAGGACAUUACUGUUGAGUGUAAAAAUGUUGACGUGUUUUGUUUUCCACUUGGGUUUUUGCUUCUGAAGUGAAGGGUCUCUGCUGACCCUACCUCUUCACCUAUCUCACUUAGACACACACUGACAUAUGUUUUGCAACUGUAGCUUCAUCACGUACACACUUCCUUUAGCAAUGAACAUGUAUUCAACUAAGACAAUCCCUUAUUUUGGCUAAGUUACAGCUCAGUCUGUGGCUGUGACAGUCGAGUAUUAUAUUAUACAGGUGCCCACUAUAAGAGAUGAGACAUAUAAAGUACUAACAUAUAUGAAAACAUUAUUUCCCAUAAAUCUGAUGUGAUGUAAGUAACACUCACUUCCUAUGUUUGCCUCCUUUGCCCCUUCAACAAUAUUCUCCUCCUCUUGCUUUGUUUUUUAAAUUCCCACCUCGUCUGUCGCCGUCAUCCUUUUGCUCUUCCUCUGAGUAUUCCUUUUCUUUUCUUCUACUUUUCCAUCCUUGUCUUUCUUCAUUAGUUGCUCCUGCCUCUUUCUUCUCUCCAAUAGUUCAUCAGCCUCCACAUUUCCCCCACUUAUCCUUCCCUCACUUGCACCCUGUUCCUCCCUAACCUUGUUUAAAAUAACUUUGGGUUGUCUCCUCAGACAAGAGACAAAAAGGGAGCAGAGGGAAGGGUCUUCAGGCAGCUUUUUGACGCCCAGCUGCAUCAUACAGGUCUUAAGAGCUGCUCUGUCCUCUACUCUCUCACUUGUCGUGUUGCUUAUCCUCUUUUUCCCAGAUGUAGUCAUGCCUAAUAUUUCCUCAUCGGAUUCACUUUCCAUCAUGUCAGGUUGCUUGUGUUUCAUUCCGUUGCUUUCCUUCCUCUCCUCUUCCACUUGUUCUUCACCUUUGAUCGAGUAUUAUAUUAUACAGGUGCCCACUAUAAGAGAUGAGACAUAAAGUACUAAAAAUAUUUAAAAACAUUAUUUCCCAUAAAUCAUUUGAUGUGAUGUAAGUAACCUCUCAACUUUGUUCAGCUUGAAUUUCCUGGACAAUGUGAGCUGUUUGUUUAUUGUGCAGCCUUAGUUUGUAUGUGUUACCAAUAUGUAUGUUGAGAAAUGACAGAUUCUUGGAAAGGCAAGUUCUUGUUGGAAUUUGUUCAACUUUUAAUACAGUGGCUCUUGAGGUGUAUCUAGCUUUGCAUUUUUUAUUUUAAGUGCUUAAUCUGUGUACCCUGGAUUACAUUCUUCACAUUUCUGGUAAUAGUCAAACAUAUAUAUACGAAGGCAGUGUAGUUUAAAUGAAAUCUUUCAGUCUGACUAAUGUAUAGGAAAAACAUUUUUUUCCCACUGAGCAAUAAUCCUUCCAGGCGGUUUUAUACUAUAUAUUUGAGAUUGAU